AUGCCCGCGCAACCAUACGCGCCCGGCGCACCGCCGCUCCUCCUCACCAAACGCCUCUCGUCCUUUCUCCAAUCCAACCUCUCCGCGCACGUCCAUUCGGCACUCAUCACGACCAUCUCGGGGAAGCUUCUCUCGUACGCGUCUCGGCAACCCGUCAGCACUCUCCGCACCCAAUGCACCGUGGCUGCCUCGAUAUGGGCCAUACAAACCGCCGCAGCUGUGGAUCCGCGCGGAGGGCAACGACGCGCACGGAGACGUGACGAGGACGACGACUCGGAGGAGGAGGAAGAGGAUAGUAAGGAUGGCCAGUCGGUCAGGAAGGCAGAGAGCGCGCUGGUCGGGGCGCUGCCGCCUUCGGCAUCUGCAGAGUCUGUCGCUUCGGCGCGUGCGGGACGGCCGAGGAGCAUCACGGUGCAGCUAUCCGGUGCCGUGGUGGUCAUAAGACCGCUCAAAAGCCCGCUGCUCUUCAUCUGCAUUGGUCCUUCAUCCGGCGCCGUCGACCCCGGCGCAGUUGCCGCCACGGAGCCGACGGAGGAGCAUGCGCCUGCCGCCGAUGGCUCGGGCAGCCCGCCCCAGGUUACCGUGUCGGCGGCGAUGGGCUCACCCUCGGAGACGACUAGUGUUUUGAGCGCCGCUCCGUCCACAGCCGCCACCGUCACCAGCAUGGGCGCUUCGGCCGCCGUCUUGACCAGGCGUCAUGCUGAGGAGAUGGCAAAGUGGCUGGAUGACAAAUUGGAGACGCUCUGGGUCCCGGAAGAAGGCGCUGAUGCACGAUGA
Messenger RNA from Pyricularia pennisetigena, 777 nucleotides. RefSeq lists its product as uncharacterized. Lineage: Eukaryota; Fungi; Ascomycota; Sordariomycetes; Magnaporthales; Pyriculariaceae. The record is from RefSeq and is a predicted model, not a curated record. Bases 1 to 777 code for a protein of 258 amino acids. The transcript has a single exon.